GGAAAAAGCGGAUUCUGUAACCAUGUGUUGGCAUUGAUGUUCAAGAUAUGCAAGUUUACGUUAUUUUCCUGUAAUUCUACCAAGGACCUGAUGGAGGAACAGAACGAGCAAUCCUCCUUGGCCUGUACAUCACAACUGCAGCAGUGGCACAAGAAGGGCGGAGGAAAGAACAUUGUACCACAGCCAGUGAUGGAAGUGGAAGUUUCAAAAACAAAGGAUGCAGAAUUCAGAUUACGUUCUGGCACCAAAUAUCUUGUAUAUGAUGCCAGGAUGAAAACCACACAUAAUGUAGCUGCAGAGCAGAAACUAAAGGAGCAGCUGAAACAAAUUGACCCUAAUAUAGGCCUGUCUCAUAUGGCUAGUGAACAGAUUGAUCAGACGCAUACUAGACUUGUAGAAACAAAAUUUGGCAAAUGUCAAGUUGGUUGUUUCUUGUCAUACCAAGUUUCCCUGACAGAGGCACACUUUGAGGCCACAGCAUCCAUUGACUGUGUACCAAGACUUAGCCAAGUAACUAAAAAUCAAGCCCUCACUUAUCCAAGGUUUCCUCUAAGGGAUAUUAAUGAAAUGGCACUACCUGACAAUUUGAGUGAGAAUGACAACAAACUUAUACAAUCUUUGAAGUUAGAGGAAAAUGAACUCAAUGACCUUGAAACACAAACAAGGAAACAAGCUGAAUGUACUAAAUGGAAAGAUGAGCGAAAAUUCAGGUUCACUGCCUCUCAAUUUCACUUGAUUUCUAGACGACAGAGAAAUCAUGACACUUUUGCAGAACAAUUGAUCAAUCCAAAAUUGGUUACUUCAAAACAGUUAGAACAUGGAAAAAAGUUUGAAUCUGUUGCAUUAAGGGAGUAUGAA
Messenger RNA from Porites evermanni, 858 nucleotides. The record is from the annotation of a GenBank genome assembly. Lineage: Eukaryota; Metazoa; Cnidaria; Anthozoa; Scleractinia; Poritidae.